AUGCAAGGGGCGUGGCUUAUUCAGCAGACUAUAUUGACUUUGCUUUUGACUGCUGUGCCGUCAUCUCCGUCUGCUACACAAAAUACAGUCAUAUCUGGUAGUCCAAUAUCGUCUGUGACGGGGACAGUGACACGGGUUUCGUCAGUGGUGGGUGGGGAAGCUGAACUGCCGUGUGACUCCCGACCGCCCCAACGCAAUGACAGUCUAUUGCUCGUCGUCUGGUACCGAGAUGACAAUCCUGUCUACAGUUACGACACUCGCGUCCCAGGACCUACCGGCUAUUGGUCGGACGAUACAUUCGGCGACAGAGCUAGGUGGAUCGGCCUACCCACUUCGGCCUUGCACGUCAGCGAUAUACAAUCUCGAGAUAGAGCCAUAUAUAGAUGUCGCGUGGACUUCCAAGUGUCACCGACGAGGAAUUAUAGAAUCGCCCUCGACGUCAUUGAGCUGCCAUCUAAGCCGGUGAUCUUUGACGAGUUCGGCAACGAAAUAACUGGCGUGGCGGGCCCUUACAAUGAGGGUGGUGACUUCAAACUUAUUUGCUCAGUCGUCGGGGGUAACCCGAUACCCCGUGUACAGUGGUUACACGGCGAGACAGUAAUAUCCACUCUCGGCUCGGGAGACCUUCAAUCAGGUGAUACAAGAUCGCUACCUUUGGUCGUGGCAAACGCUACUAGGGCCCACCUGUCUUCAGUGUACACAUGCACGGCAGAUAACACAAUGCUAUCGUCGCCACAACGGGCGACUGUCAGAAUCGAUAUGUACCUGAGGCCGCUUACGGUAGAAAUAGUAUCGAGGGAACAACCAUUGUCGGUCGGGAGAAAGGCUGAACUUUGGUGUAAGUCCACAGGGGCCAGACCGCCUGCUACCAUUACGUGGUGGCUUGGUAGUAAACCGCUCAACUCGGUUACUAAGCAACGGGAUUUAGACGAUAGAAACGAGACUCACUCGCUUCUACAGUGGACUCCUUUGAAGGAACAGAACGGGCAAGUACUCACUUGCCGAGCAGAACACGAGAAAUUUAACAAAUCUACGAUAGAAAGUAAAUUGCCUCUUAACAUACAUUACGUGCCAGAGGCGAAAAUGCACCUCGGCGCAAACGUAAACCCGAAUGACAUAGAAGAAGGCGAUGACGUGUACUUUGGCUGCGAAGUAGAUGCCAACCCGCCGGCUUACAAAGUAGUUUGGGAGCAUAACGGAGUGCUUCUGCAACACAACGCGGCGAACGGAAUAAUUCUGACUGGCAACACCAAUCUCGCAUUACGGAAUGUUUCACGACAUCAAGCGGGCUUGUACACUUGUACCGCUUCCAACGUCGAGGGCGAUGGCAAGUCGCCACCGUUGAAAAUGCAAGUUGUUUACAGACCGCUGUGUCACAGCCGCGAGAUCAAACUUAUAGGAGCGGCAUUACAAGAGCCUUCGAGCGUCGAGUGUCAAGUCGACGCGUUCCCUCCCCCCGACACCUUUGAGUGGACACUCAAUAACUCUGCGGGUUCGAUAAAGGUUGACGCGGAUCGAUUCACGGUUCACGCCAAAGAAGGCAAGUCAGUCCUCACAUACACGCCAGUGUCUGACGUCGACUACGGUACGUUGUCAUGCAGAGCGACUAACUUGGCCGGCCAACAAGUAUCUCCGUGUGUUUACACACUGUUGCCGGCGACACGACCCGACCCACCGGCCAAUUGUACCGUAUACAAUUUGACUGACGACUCUCUGGAUUUGAUGUGCCUAACAGGUUAUGAAGGCGGUCUUCCGUGUACCUACAUAGCUGAAGUUUGGGCAAACGAGGGUCUCGUAGUGAACUCAACGAAUUCCAUAACAGUUUGGAAUCUUAGGCGGUUGGGUGCUAAGCGGCAUUUGAAAGUUGUGGUAUACGCAGCGAAUGCAAGAGGACGUUCGGAACACGUCACUUUCACUGUGGAGACGGCGCCUAGAUUAGCGCCGAGAACAGAAGCCCAAGAAGCGUGGGAAGUGAACUGGGCCGUUGGUGGAGUUCUAGGUGCUGCCCUCACUGUAGCGAUAAUUUUAUGUCUCGCUCUCAUCGCUACUAGAUUACGGCAUAAUAGCAACUAUGAAGUUACGAUGCAAUCAUCCAAGAGUCAAAAGACGCCACUUCAAAAGAGAAGUUCUCCAGAUGACUGCAAUCCAGAUUUAAUACCUCUAAGUAAAGACACAGACUGUCCGAAGCCACCAGAGUAUUCGGAGGUGGUAUCUAAAUCAGAAGUAAAGAAUUCUUCGAGCUCAACGAGUGUAGCGCGGGCGCACACACCCAGUACGACGCCGCCUGCGCAAAAGAUUGAAUUGCAGAAUGAACGCAGCUCUAGCAACGGUGCCAUCCGGUCGCAUAGAGAAGUAGUGACCACCAGAACACCACUCCUUGCUGCUCAUCAGGAAAGCUGUGUAUAG
This is a messenger RNA of Leptosia nina, 2406 nucleotides long. The record is from the annotation of a GenBank genome assembly. Lineage: Eukaryota; Metazoa; Arthropoda; Insecta; Lepidoptera; Pieridae.